This is a messenger RNA of Sparassis crispa, 1095 nucleotides long. RefSeq lists its product as hypothetical. The transcript is spliced from 3 exons. Lineage: Eukaryota; Fungi; Basidiomycota; Agaricomycetes; Polyporales; Sparassidaceae. The record is from RefSeq and is a predicted model, not a curated record. The coding region runs from base 1 to 1095 and encodes 364 amino acids.
AUGUCCAAGAGCACUGGAAAGUCCGCGCCCGCCGCCAAGCCCGCUAAGGCCACAGCGGCCUCAGAGAGCAGUCUCGAGAUGUCCGCCGAUAUGCGCAUCGUCGGCGACAACAACACCGUCCUCAGUAAAAAGGCCGUUGCAGGGACUUGGGACUCCCCCACUCCGGAGGAGUUCCUGACGCACCUUGGGGAAUCCCUCAAGGCUCCACCCCUGGAACGGUGCAUCAUCCGCUUCCUUCAAGACCACCAGGAGAGUGGGAACAUCCUGGCGUCGCGCGUCACGAAGUCUUUCAAAGACGGCGGGAUGCCGGAGUCGAAGGUUUGGGGAGGCGCGGACGCGGUGACGUUCGCCCGUGAUGAUGAGCUCUUGGACGGUCCCAUGGGGGGGUACCGUAACGAAGGAGUUAAGUGGGCCUCUUUCGGUGCCCCGAUCACGUUCUGGCAUUGGCCCUUGGGCACGUCAGAUAUGGUGUCCGGAUCGUGGUGUUGGGAAGUGACGGGGAACGAGGACGGCGAUUGGGACGACGCCGCCCUCACAGGCCUCUUGACCGCGGUGGGAGCGAUGACGGCGUAUGCCACCAGAAGGCUGUUUAAGAACGGCCACCCAUCGAAGGUGUGGGUGGUGCGCGUCGAUGAGGCCGGCGACGAUAAGGGCGUGGACCACACCAUCAACGGUCUCAAGUUCACGUUCCACCACCGUUGCGCGCUCUGCGGUCGCGGCCCGCCUUGGGUCAGCUACCACGACCACGUUCAGUGCCCCCUCAUGGGGACGAUGAACAAGGUCCGCGAGCACCUCGGGUACGAGCCCAUGCACGCCGAGGCCGGGUGCGUCAUUCGCAAGGACGCGCUGCGCCCUAUGGACGUCGAGAAGGAAUACAAGGAGCUGAGGAAAACGCUCGAGGAUUUGGAGAAGCGGGUCAAGCAGUGCGAGCAGCUGAUCGAGACCUUGCAGGGCAAGAAGCGAAAGGGCGGUGCCGCGCCGGACGCUGACGCCCCUCCGUCCAAGAAGCAGAAGAAAAACAAGGACGCUUCCAAGGAGGAGAAGAAGGCGGGGCCGUCCAAGCCUAAGCCCGGCAAGGGCGGCGGCAAGGCCUAG